AUGGCGCGGUUUGAAGCGGCAUCUCUGAUGAGCGCGCGCGUGCUCACAUUGUAUGGCAUGCUUUCAACAAUUGCAUUUGGAGCCAUGAUAUACAAAGCCCGGCAUGAACAGCUGGACCUUUUCAUGGCAUCUGCAUGGGUGCACAGAAGUAACGGUUGUCUACUGAUUCUAUCAAACUUUGUGGUGUAUGUGCUCGUGCUACUAUCUAAAGUUGCACAACUUAUAUUCUUAGGUCCCCUUGGGCGACAGGAAGUGCAGUCUGUACAAGAAUCUCUCACGAUGUUGCUCUUUGAUCUGCUGAUCGUCUCAUCUGUAAGACAAUUCCGUUCAGAUCUACUAUUCUUUUACUUCGGAUGUGUUUUGCUGCUAGUAGCUGUCUUGCAAAACAUGUGCAGCGUGCGCAUCGACACCCUGGGGCAAAUGACUACUUUCCCUCGCUUCUUUCACAUACGCAUGCUUGGACUGCUUGCAUUUAUUCAGUCAUUCCUGGCAAUCUUGAUUCCCAUUGCCAUUCUGCUAAUGCCGCAGGAUGCCGGUCCUAUUGGCAUUGUAUCACAAUACUUUAUAUCACUUAUGGUCAUGCAGGUCAACUUGUUCGCACAAAUUGCCCUCUACUAUUGCGAAUACGUCGCACUUACAAGCGAAGGGCCUUGUGGACGAAAAAAGCCGCUAUGUGUUCUUCAUUGGAUAUGUACGUGA
Malassezia globosa CBS 7966 is the source of this 699-nucleotide messenger RNA. RefSeq lists its product as uncharacterized. NCBI's taxonomy places the organism in Eukaryota, Fungi, Basidiomycota, Malasseziomycetes, Malasseziales, Malasseziaceae. The coding region runs from base 1 to 699 and encodes 232 amino acids. The transcript is spliced from 3 exons. The record is from RefSeq and is a predicted model, not a curated record.